Spodoptera littoralis (African cotton leafworm) is the source of this 1329-nucleotide messenger RNA. NCBI's taxonomy places the organism in Eukaryota, Metazoa, Arthropoda, Insecta, Lepidoptera, Noctuidae. The record is from the annotation of a GenBank genome assembly.
AUGUGGGAUAAAAUUCUAUUCUUGUUCUGUGUAACUACGACUUUAUGGGAAGUGAAUUCCGUGUAUCUGAAAAAUACCGUACCUACGGAAAAAUAUGUUCCCUGUAAUUUAGGAUUGUUACAUUUUGAUAAAGUUCGUGAAAAUUACUGGAAGUGUACAGUGAAUUUUGGACUUUAUAACAUAACAGAUGCUGUUAUGUCGAUCGUUUUUAUUAACAAAAUCAAUGUGGAUACCUAUCAAAACAACUACUUCACAGUACAAAAAACAAACAAGUAUAGUCUAUUAAUAUCUUCAAAACAACUUCUACUGGAAAAAUUCGUCUUUAAUGUGUCUACAGAAAAUUUUAAGAAAAAUGAUAAUGAUGUUCCUGUUGUCAAUUUGUUGACUCUAAACAAUAUUCCUCUAUGCAACGAUAGAAUUAAGGCAGCGCUAAGAACGAUACCAGCGAAUGUAACUCACAGUCAUUCAGGCAAGCUGCAUACCCAUGUCUGUGGCAGAAGGCUCAUCAACCAUACAGAACUGGUUACAACAAGAGCUGAAGCUCAACAGGGUGACUGGCCCUGGCACGUCGCUCUUUAUCUUAAGGAGAGCCGAAAUACAAUAAGUUACCAUUGUGGUGGCAAUGUCAUUUCUAGAACUGCGAUUUUGACUUCAGCUCACUGUGUUUCCAAUAACGGUGUUUUAAGAAAUGUUAGCACCAUCUACAUAGUUGCUGGACUGAGUAAUUUGACAAACUCCAAGCAGCCAGGAAAGCAAAAACUCGUUAUAGAACAAAUCAUUAUGCACCCAGCGUAUAAAAGCGGUGAUCCUACAUCAGAUUUAGCAAUAAUCAAAGUGAAAAAUAUUGAUUUUACGGAUUACGUUCAGCCUAUAUGUGUCUGGGGGCCCGUUUUUGAUAAACAUAAAUUUUAUUAUAAAGAAGCUACGAUGGUAGGCUUCGGUCUUACAGAACGCAAUAUGGUAUCUACAGUAUUAAGAUCAACCCACGUAAAAGUGCAAAAUGACUCUACUUGCACCUCUUUUAUGCAGACUUACAAAUUAUAUUUGAAUGAUUACACUUUUUGCGCAGGAAACGGUCCUAAUUCCACUGCAAAUCCUCUCAAUGGUGAUAGUGGAGGCGGACUGGUAUUUAGUACCAUGCAACCUGACCAUAAGAUUAGUUGGUUCUUACGAGGAGUUUUUUCAAAAUGUUUUUCUUCCCCUGGUGCUUCCGUCUGUAAUUCUAGUUACUAUGUUGUGUAUACUGAUGUGGGACCAUACUACGGAUGGAUUUAUUACCAUGCUGACCUAGACUUCAGUGAUAAUGUUAUGGUAUCAUACAUCAAUUAA